This is a messenger RNA of Penicillium concentricum, 249 nucleotides long. RefSeq lists its product as uncharacterized. The coding region runs from base 1 to 249 and encodes 82 amino acids. The record is from RefSeq and is a predicted model, not a curated record. The transcript has a single exon. Lineage: Eukaryota; Fungi; Ascomycota; Eurotiomycetes; Eurotiales; Aspergillaceae.
AUGUAUCUAGGCCGUCAAUGGAGACCAGGCGGUCAUCGGGGCAUUCAGUCUGCCCUUCGUUCUAGUCUACACUGUAACACGUUUUGUUCGGUGUCGAAGAACCAACACCUGAACGACGCCGAACUGAUCCACGUCCUCGGCACCUUGUCAAAAUCGGACCGUGAACGAAACUGCGAGCACGAUUUCGACAACCGCGGACAGGUGGGAUGGGAGGACAUGCCAAGGCCUCUAAUGGUGGUUGUGACCUAA